ACUUUUAUGACGUCACUGGUUCCAUGCAAGAUUCGUCGCGUCGUCGCUCCCAUCCCAUUUUGUCUAUUUAAUGGAACAAAGUUGCCUUUUAGAAAUGAGAAAAUUGUGAUGAAAAAAAAGUCCUCAAGGCUGAAGGGAAUUCUGACGCAUAUGCUGUGGAGUGUGGACGCAACCAGCCUCUCCUCUGAACAACUUGUAUUUUCAAGAAAGCCUGUGAUCCUCCUUCACUCGGGUCCAGAGAAAUGAAGCACUUCACUGCUGCUACUACCUUCAAACACUCAUGGGACCAAGUCUCCUCAGCUUUCUGGCAAAAAUACCCUGGACCAUACAGUAAACAUGUGCUGUCUGAAGACGUUGUAUCCCGCUACCUCAGCCCAGACUCCAAGCUUCACAGCAUACGCCUCCUGACCAAGACCAAUAGAAUGCCCAAGUGGGGCGGCUUUCUCUUCGGAAACAACGCAAGAUUUGUUUCUAUCGUUGAAGAGAGCAUUGUGGAUCCCAAGAAGAAGACGAUGACCACCUACACAAGGAAUCUAGGCUACCAGAAUUUCAUGGUUCUGGAGGAAAAGUGUGUCUUCACAGAAUCGGAAGAGAACAAGGAUUGGACGCAACUGACGAGACAGGUCUGGGUCAGCUCCAACCUGUACGGUUUCUCCAGAGCCCUGAUGGCCUUCGGUGUGGAACGCUACAAAGCCAACCUCACCAAGUCUAACAAAGGCAUCCAGUACAUCAUAGACAAACUCUUUGUGCCAGAGAGGGUUCCCGAUACGCUACCUCACGAAGUUUCCAAGCUCAGAGACAAUGCCAAAGCCAAGGCCCAGAACAUGGCUGCCAGGGCCGGCGGAAUAGUCCAGUAAUGCGCCGCUUGCAUGUGGUAGGAGAGCGAUUGGCUGCUGGUUAGCCCCACUAUCGUGAACUGGAACUUGGAGAAAAAGGAAGGAUCGGUUGCCAGAUCCAAUAAAAUGGUCCAGGAUUCGUGACAUGACUAAGAAUGAGCUGUAUAAUGAACAGUGAAUUUCAAAAGUUGUACCCCUCACUGCAUAGGUUAAUGUCGAUGAAAUUUCCUGUUUCACUAUAGAUCUCGCUUCAUAUGAAGUUCCUAUGAUCUUGAGAUGAAUUAGUGGGGUUAUUCCCCAAAUAUUGAUAACGGGUUAGAGAUAUAUGACUGAUUGAAUGACAUGCAAUUUGGGGAAGUUGAAAAUGCAUGAUUAGUUACAGAUCUACAUGUAUGAUGAUCAAAUGUAACAAAAGUUUCUGUAAUAUUGAAUUUUUGUAAAGAAGUUUUGUACCAUACCAUUCCCAUGCUGAAAAACAAGCGGCAGAACAAAUAGAUUAUCAAGAUUUAUUGUUCCACCUAAAGUAGGAUAAAAAAAACAAAUAUACCAGGCCUUUAUUUCAAACGUGUAGAGGGAAUUAUUCAUCCGUGGUUGUACUUAUCCCUCUGGCUAUAGUUUUAAUUAACUAUCUUUGGGAUUCACUGAUAUUGGUUGUGCCUGUCAGUAACUUUACUAUGUUCACAAAUAACUAGUUUGUAAAAUAAAAAGUACAGCCAUUGAUGGCAACUAUUUGUUAUUUUAUGUACAUAUGCACUACUCAAUGCAAUCAGAUGAUCAUCAUUAGAAGUAUGUAGCUGCGGACUGAUUUCUGUCAAAGCUUUUCACUUAUUGGACAACCCAACUGCAGUUCGCUGUGCAUUUCGGGUGCAAUUACAAUUUUUUGAGAAAUUCUUUAAUAUUGGAAAGCUGUUAGUAAGAAGUGUUUAGUUUAUUAAUUUAAACUCUUGAAUUAAAUGAUAUGUUUUUAUUGACUAGUCCUACUGUAUCACCUCAAGAAUAGAAGGAGGAAUAUUCACUUCAUGUGCACUUGUUCAAAAUUCUCAGGCUUUGCAUUGCCAUGGUCAGUGUAUUGGGUUAAGUAAAUGGAUUUUUAAAUGCAGAAGUGGUAAUUGAAAUCACCAGCUUUGUGCCAAAUGUCCAUGAAAGCUUAGUAACAAUGUACACUAUGAAAUAUAUUAAUUUGUACAACUGUAUGUUUACAUUUAGAAAUGAGAUCUACUUUUGCGAUGUGAUACACAUUCGGUGUUCAGCUGCACAGCUGGCCUUAUAAGCCUGUUCACGAUUGUAAACUGCGCACGAGCAGAAAAAGGUCAUUGGAGACAACCAUGAAGGUGGCUUUCAAAUUCACUGACAUAGGCAUUUGUGAUUUGAUGAUUAUUCAUGUAUUCCUUUCAAAAUAUUUAUCACAUCCAAGCUGAAGAGUAAUAAAUAGAGCCUUCAUAAUCACUGGUAUUUGACAGUAGCCUAAACAAUAGUCAAAUGUGCCAAAGGCAGACAUUAAAACAGAUUUCCAAACUUUAUCCCUGAUAUACUAUUCUAGUCACCUGGUCUAUACAAUGCCUUUUGUUCUUAGAAUUUGAAUACUCUACCGGUAAAGCUUACGCAACAUCUACAUUUGAAAAUGAAAGUGCUUAUCCUAAUGAAAAAUCACAAAGGUCAUUUGAGAAAAGUUGAUCAUGAGCUAACCGUGAACUGGCUUAUUGUCUCCUUGUUUUAUAUGAGCUUAUGUUUGCCUGGCCCGGCUAAAAUUACUGUCCAUGUAAGUUGUUGUUUGAGGAAUAUAUAAAAAGAGAGAAAUUAAUCCUUGGGAGAUAUUAUUCAAGAGAUGAUUGUUUGUUCCAACAUGUAAAGUGGAUUGAUUGGUGGGGAUUUUUUACCUGAUUUCUAAGAAAGCAUGAAUGCUUGUAAGCAAGCAACCAGAGGACCGACGGCUUAAGGUCCUCUCCAAAGGGCCUGGUAAUGAGGAUUAAUGCCUUACCAAAGGGCAAUAGCGCACCAAGUGUGAAUCGAAUCCGGGUCACCGGAAUACGAAUCCCCCCCUCUACCGACUGAGCUAUCACGCCUCCUUGGAUUAUUCAACUACCUGUAACCCCGACAGAUCUCCCAGUCUCGUAUACAUGUCACUGGUUGGAUAUCGUGCAUAAUGCGAUUGUAUUUGGGGGCUUGUAGUCCUUUCAUGGCAAUCUGAUGUCAUCUCUGAUUUGUAACCUGCCAACAGAUCAACAUGUGUAGCUGCAUCCAGGUGCUGAUGAGACUGACCUUGUUAAAUGGCUCUUGUACCACGUGAGAAAAGUUUGGUUGGUCAUGAGUGAACUGAGACAGGAUGUCUGCAGUUCCAAAGGUGGAUAUCUACAUGUGCAAGAGUGCAGAAAUUGGUAAAAGGCCAUCCCGCAAUCUCGCACCUACACGUUAAGUAAAAUACCAUCUACCUAUAAUCGAGUGUACUCUAGGAUUCAACUAUGAGCAGUGAAGUAGGGGAGAAUUCCUACCGUGCCAGCUAACAUUGACAUUAUUCAAAAAACAACAUUUACGCUUUGUGUGUAAACCCUGCAGACAUAGCCAGUCUUAUGUGAAAGGGCAAGACACUUCCAAAAUCAUGCCUCAUGCUCAUCCCCCCAUAACACUUGACCUUGUUGCCUAAGGGCAUAUUAACACCAAGUCUGUUGUAUCUGACCAGGUAGGAUGGAACUAGAGGCAAUAACAUAUAGACCAAGUGGUGAAUUACCUAUCAUAGCAAAAAGAAUAUUGUCCUUACAUCGACAUUCCAGUGGAAAAUAUGAUAUACAUGUAUACUCAGGUAUAUUCAUCAUUUCUCUUGAAGUGUAGGUUUCCUUCAAUCCAAAUAUACUGUAGUAGAUUUCAACAGUUUAUUCUUGUUGAUAUUCAUUGCUUUAUGCAUUUAUGUACUCUAUCCAGCAUAAUUGAAAAUGUUAUGUAAGUUGUAUCAUUAUUUAUAUUGUGUUGUAUAGGUGAACAUAACAAAGGUUCUUCUUUUAAUGAACUUUAAAGAAGAAGAAAAAGAAGAAGUCUGCCUUGAAAAUAACUUUGUGCUUGAACAAUUAGCAGGAAAAUGCAGACACAAGUCACGGGAAUAUAGUUUAGUGAAAAUUAAAAGUUCUGAAUUCCUUAACUUUUUUUCCCUAAUUGAACACAGAUUUAGCUUUCAUAUGCCAUAUAUUUUUGCUCAGUGUAAAUGUAAUUGAUACAUAUUUUUUUCAUUUCAUCCCACUACAUGUAGAACGUUGUGGCCCAGUGGAUUAGUCUUCUGACUGACUUUGAAACUGUGGUCGUGGGUGUGAAUCCCAGCCAUGACGUAAUUUCUUCAGCAAGAAAUUUAUCCACAUUGUGCUGUACUCAACCCAGGUGAGGUGAAUGGGUACCCGGCAGGAUUAAUUCCUUGAAUGCACUGAGCGCUGACAGGCAGCUCGAGGUAAAGCCGGGGUAAUAAUAAUGAUAAACAAUGCGACUCGGAAUAGAUUAUUUCUAGAUAGUUGGCGCUGUAUAAAUGCCUAUUAUUAUUAUUAUUAUUGUGUAUGUCACACUAUUUCAUCACUGAAUCUCUUCAGUGAUAAAAAACUCUAAUUCGGAUGUUUACGUUUGUUUUUAAGUGUUGAAGUAUCGGACACAUUUGAGGGCGAAUCUUGCCCUUAUGAUUUCUUUGGAAUAUUAAUGCUGCAAGUGUUGAGCUAGAAUAUAUUUUGAUGUAUUUGUCUUUAUAAUAGAAGAGUGUAUAUUGUCUGUCCCUAUUUAGAUGCAGUGUUCUGAAAUCUGAUUAUGGGAGAGAAUCCAUGAAAAUCGAUUCAUUAUUAGUAAAAAAUUACUUCUUUUUUUUCACCAUCACCACAGUCCUCGCGUCGACCACUUUAAAGGAGGAUGAAACAUUCGGAACAAGAUAGCUUGUGUGAAAACAGAAAAAUCAAAGAAACAGAUCAACGAAAGUUUGAAAAAAUUCGUACAAAUAAUGAGAAAGUUAUGAGCAUUUGAAUAUUGUGAUCACUAAUGCUAUGGAGAUCCUCAAAUUGGCAAUGCAACAAAGAUGUGUGAUGUCACUUGUGAACAACUCUCCCCAUUACUUUAGCAUAUAUUUCACUUAAAUUGCCUCUUUUAUCACAUCUAUCAGUAGAUCAUGUGUUCUUUCUAUAGGAGGGCAUGUAAAUACAAUUUUUUAAAGAAUACAUCAUGGAUAAAGAGUGUGUAUCACCAUAAGAAAAAGCAAAAAGAGUACAUUUGGAGGGUAUUUUAUAGUCCAUCAAAGGGUAAGUUGUUCACAUGUGACAUCAUACAUCCUUGUCGCAUUGCCAAGGGAGGAUCUCCAUAGCAUUAGUGAUUGCAAUAUUCAAAUGCUCAUAACUUUCUCAUUAUUUGUCCAAUUUUUUUCACACUUUCUUUGUUCUUAUUUUCUGAUUUUCCUGUUUCGACACAAGCCUACUUGUUCCAAAGCUUUCAUUCCCCUUUAAUCGUAUUGUGUGUAAUUGAAGUAGAUCUCCCAAACCUCUUAGCAAAUGUUCUACCUGAAAUGUGAUUAUUGAAGUUGGCAGUUCUCAAUUGAAUACGAUGGCUCUGCUGCAAAUGGCAAAUGCAUGUACCCCUCCUGGGUUGGGAGUGGCAUACAUUGUAUGUCUUGCCAAAUGUUAGUUGCUUCCAGGGGUACUAUCUAUUACCUUGGAAACCAGGGCUCUAAUGAUAAGAUUAGCGAUCAAUCGUGAAAUAGACUGACCAAUCAAGAGUAAUUAUACAUGCGCAUUUGACUCAAAAUAUUGGCCAGGAACCAAUCAGAAGUGACCUUUCAUGUUUGCGAUGCAUUGGUGGUCAUUAACAUUUGUUGUCUGACAGGUUUUCCGAUCUGACAGCUUUCCCCGAUUUAGAUUGGUUGAGGAGCACAGGUGUCUGAGUGUUACUAUGGUAACUUUGGGAUUAAACAGACUUUCUUGUACACGUAUAGGCAUCUGAAAAGUACUGUCAUGAAAAGCCCCACAGGGUACUAUUUCACGUUGGUUGGAGAACAGAUGGCAUUUCAUUACCUGCCUUAGUAAUAGCCGGUGAUUCUCACUGCUUCGCAUACAAUAAAAAAACCAAGAAUUUCACUUAAAUUAUCUGGGGGCUGUUUCACAAAGAUUUAAGUAUGACUUAAGAGUCGCACUUAAGUUGCGUACAAUAUAAAAGGCAUGACUGCAUUGGUAAGAUCAUCCCAAGAGGACGCGCACUACUGCAUAUUGAUCAAUGAGACUGCGCAUUGCAUGUCAUAUGUGUGUCGGCAUUCAAGUGCGAAACUUCAGUCAUACUUAAACCUUUGUGAAACACCCCCAGGUUGGACAACUUUGGUGAAAUUUCCCCUUUUUCCAACAUAGAGCUAGGGAACUUUCUAUGAUUUAAAUCGUAACAAAUAUUAUACUUUGCAUAAAAUAGUGGAAAUUCAAAUAAUUUCAUCUCUGUUUUAAUAAAAGAAAGGGUCCCUAUAUAAUGUGCAAAGAGUUCUAUGACACACCUCCCUGUCCCAUGGAUCCAGAUUUUAGCCUCAUGAAAUCAAGAAUUUUAGUUGUAUUUUCUUCAUUAUUACAUGAUCAAAUGCCGUUUGGAUUGUCUUAAAUUAAUUUUCCCCCUUUCAUUGAAUUUAUUUGUUGAAAUCAAUUUGUUGGUUUUGAGGUACUUGUUAUUCCCUCAAAGUUCUCUUUUCUUUAAGUGUUUUUGUCUGUUUUUUAUUUAAAUGUCCAAUUUGGGUUACUCUGAUCCGCCGAUGAUGGUGAUGUGAAAUGUUUGUAUAUAUAAUAUCCUAUAAAGAUUUAUUGAGAACAAAGUUUGCCAUUCAAAAGACUAGCUUCAUAUAGAUGAAUAAAAAUAUUAAAAACUAGUAA
Molecule: messenger RNA, 6688 nt
Organism: Lytechinus pictus (painted urchin)
Lineage: Eukaryota; Metazoa; Echinodermata; Echinoidea; Temnopleuroida; Toxopneustidae
Product: PRELI domain-containing protein 1, mitochondrial-like
Exons: 4
Coding region: 243-857 (204 amino acids)
Biological process (GO): phospholipid transport
Cellular component (GO): mitochondrial intermembrane space
Molecular function (GO): phosphatidic acid transfer activity
Source: RefSeq, a predicted model, not a curated record